Molecule: messenger RNA, 2901 nt
Organism: Phaeodactylum tricornutum CCAP 1055/1
Lineage: Eukaryota; Bacillariophyta; Bacillariophyceae; Surirellales; Neidiaceae
Exons: 4
Coding region: 1-2901 (966 amino acids)
Biological process (GO): translation; nucleobase-containing compound metabolic process
Molecular function (GO): mRNA binding; structural constituent of ribosome
Source: RefSeq, a predicted model, not a curated record
AUGAAAGCAGCGAGUCACACCGCAACUAGUCGGACUCCACUGUACGCAACGUCGUCAAUGCAUGAUAUAGCCACCGCGACUGUGGAACCAACUCUGCUGGCACAAGCGUGGACACCACAAUUGCUGCAAGCCGAGUCCGGGACGCCGACACCUUCGGGAUCCACACUCGACGACUCGUCCGCGCUUCGGGUAGUCAUCGCACGAGCCGCGGCACGCACGCUGCCUCUUUUGACGGACGCUUCCGCUGUCCCGUUCGUCUGUCGGUACCGGGUGGACUUGGUCAAUCCGUUGACCACACGGCAAGUACACUUGCUACAAACCUUGUCUUCCCGACACGCUAGUCUCCAGAGUGUACGAGCGAAAGUGCUCCGAGCCGCGGCGGUGGCACACGACGGCAAAGGCAACGCCGAAAACGAAGCCUGGAUCAGUAAAGUGCAAACCAGUACGUCCAAGGCGGAAUUGGAAGAUUGGUACGCUCCUUAUAAGCCCCCGUCGAAAGGUUCCGUGCUGGAUCGUAUCCAAAACGACCAUCCCGAACUAAUUCCCCAAUUGGACGCCUUUUGGCACGGCGAUCAAGAUUCAUUUUCGAUUCAUCGUAUUUUGAAGCAGCAUCCGAAAGACGCCGUUUUGCACGUCUUGAGCACCAAGCUUAUCGCCAACGAACCAUCAGUAGUGGAAACCGUUCAAAACGAAUUGUGGAAACAUGCCAAAAUAAGGACGAAACCACCAGCUUCGCCGUCAAACGACCCCGCGGCCGACCAAAAGUACGUUGUAUACCACGACUUUACUGCCCCAUUGUCCCGGUUACGGGAUCAUCAGAUACUGGCAAUUCGCCGGGGAGUCGAACAAAAACUACUGCAAUUGUCGUACGAAGUGGACGGAUCCAAAAUUGAAGCCUGUAUGCGAUACGCCGUGCGGCGCCGAUGGCCCCGCCACGGUGACGCCCUCCCAGCCAAUCUCUUGGACGAGGCCGUGCACGAAGCGCCCGGGCAAGUAUUUGCCGAGAACACCUCGCGUGCACUCUUGGCGCCGCCUGCGAGUCGCGGCGGCGGUAGUAGUGGGAAUAACGCCAGCUCUCGAGCUUCUCCACCACUGUAUCUACUCAGUGUUGAUCCAGGAUUUCAAGCAGGAUUGAAAUGCGCUGUCCUGGACGUUAAUGGGCAUGUUGCGCUACAACCGUUGACGACAGUCAAGUACUUGGGCAAUGCCCGAACGACUGGUGUGCGAACGAUGAGUACGUUGCUACGAGACGUUGCCGAUGCGACGCAAUCGAAUACUGUGGUGGUCACAUUAGGGAACGGCCACGGUACACACGAAGCACGUGAUUUGUUACGGGAAGCCGCCGCUGUUGCUACUGAGAAAUUAGAAUUGGAUAUUCAAGUAGUCCACGAAGCUGGUGCCAGUGUGUGGAGUGUGACGGAAGCGGCACGAGAGGAAUUUCCGAAUGAUCCCCCUUCCGCCAUUGCGGCCGUUUCGAUUGGUCGACGGUGGCAGAAUCCAUUGCACGAGCUCAUCAAGGUCCCGCCAGCUAGUUUGGGAUUGGGUAUGUACCAGCAUGACGUACCGCCCGCUGAUUUGGACGAUGUACUGCAUCGGACCAGUGUAGAUGCCGCUGCCGCCGUUGGCGUGGACGUGAAUACCUGUCGGGUCGAAAUUUUGCGCAAGGUACCGGGAUUGGCCAAACUAGCCGAUGCCAUCAUGGCAGCGCGGCCUUUGGCAACGAGGCAGGAUUUGCUGUCGAGGGUAACCGGUUUGGGUCCGAAAACAUUCCAAGCCUGUGCCGGCUUCUUGCGGAUUGUCGACGGACCAGAACCGUUGGAUGGAACCCUGGUACAUCCGGAGUCCUACGACACUGCACGAUGGCUACUACAAACAUUGUCGUGGGAUCUGUUGACGGUACCGACGAACCUCCCACCGCGCGCCGAAUGGAAGUCCUGCUGGAAGGAUGUACUGAACGCUGGGUCGACGCAAUUUGGCGUUAGUCCGGAACGCAUGCUUUCCGUGUUGGAAAACCUGGUGGAUUCGUUAAUAAACGUAGAUCCUCGAUUGCGCCAAGGCAAUGAUACCGGGAGCCGUCGUGGUGCGUCUCCGCGGUGGGACGGCUCCAACUGCGCACGAUUACCGGCGGGGCUGGCCCACGAUCUAGCGGCCUUGCAAGCGGCGUGUCCGGUCCGCAACGUCCAAGGGACGGUUCGAAAUUUGGCCGAUUUUGGUGCCUUUGUCGAUUUUGGUGGACCCCACGAUGGCUUGUUGCACAUUUCGCAAAUGAUGGCGAAUCGUGUCGCGUUGGACACGCUCCUGAUUGGACAAGGAAUCGGGAUCGACAUUGUCAGCGUCCAAGACCAUAAAGUGUCGCUCGCUUUGGCCGGCGGUGCAGUAAAGAACGGCGCGAGCGUUCUUAUGCCACCGCAGACGGGUACGGGAGUAGGGUCCCGUCGGACCAUACAAGGUCCGCGGAUCACAGUUCCAGUGGGUCCGAAGCCAACCGGUGGUGGCAAACGUAGCGCUUCUACUAGCAAAAGUGUUCGACCAACAAAUAUUGGAAGGAAUACGAAACGGACCAAGCGAUCGACGAAUAUAGAUCUUUUUGGAAGUGGCACGCGAACGGGGAAGGUACCAAGGAUUUCUCUGUCGGUGCGUGACUGGCAGUCCCAGAAAGCAACGCUGUUUCCUCUCGCGCUGGAUGGAGGAUCGUUGAUGGCCGUGUACGAUCCGAUCUGUUCCAAGUUCUCGCGAAUCAUGGAACUUGUCGGUCCUCGUGUUCACGGGCUCUUUUCGCUUUUGCGACCUCUCGGCGUCGUCACGUUGCUGUGUGCGAUUUGUCGAGGUCGCUCGCUCUUGUUUGUCACUAACAACUCGUUUUCCCCGUCGGCUGACUGUGACAACAAACACCCCUAUUGA